GUAAGAUUUGGAAACUAUGACAACGAAAACAAAAAAGUUUGUUACAUUCAUCUUGUCAUCUAAGCAACAUCCAAAUUAUCAAAGUGAAGUGAAAUCUAAUAUUUUUGAGUAUUAUUCAAAAUUUUCCGUUUGUUUAAUGUACGUGCGGCGUCGAAGAAGACGCAGUUGCAGUAGUUAUGGACGUCGCCGAAGUAGGAGUCGUAGGAGAUCGUCCCGUAAGAGCUGCCAUCGUCAGGGACCGAUCACCAGGAAUCCCUUCCUGAACUACCUCCGUCGGUUCAGAAAGAAGCACUGCAAAUGGAGGGUAACGCGAGUGGCGGUUGAAGGCGCAAAAUGUUGGUGUAAAAUGUCACGGAGGGACAAACAGAAAUAUUACGCCGAGGCUUGUAAAAGUAAGAGAGGAAGGAGUAGAAGCCGUGCCAGGAGGAAGCGACGCGGGCGCAGCGGGACCAGGAGAAGGCGCAGGGUAAGGAAGCUGAUGAAAAGACGCCGAAGGACAAGGAAGAGGUCUAAAUGUGUCGUUUAGUCUGUCCGGUGUAUAAAAAUUUUUCUUAGAUGUAAAUAAAUUUGAAAUAUAAACUACUGUUGCUUAAAA
Molecule: messenger RNA, 595 nt
Organism: Acanthoscelides obtectus
Lineage: Eukaryota; Metazoa; Arthropoda; Insecta; Coleoptera; Chrysomelidae
Source: the annotation of a GenBank genome assembly